Molecule: messenger RNA, 2045 nt
Organism: Dioscorea cayenensis subsp. rotundata (Guinea yam)
Lineage: Eukaryota; Viridiplantae; Streptophyta; Magnoliopsida; Dioscoreales; Dioscoreaceae
Product: serine/threonine-protein kinase BSK1-2-like
Exons: 12
Coding region: 1-1872 (623 amino acids)
Biological process (GO): protein phosphorylation; brassinosteroid mediated signaling pathway
Molecular function (GO): protein kinase activity; ATP binding
Source: RefSeq, a predicted model, not a curated record
AUGGCUUCCAGUGCUUCUCCAAUAAUUUUUUCUGUACUCAUCAAUGGAAGAAAGGUAGAAAAGGAUAGCGACUGCAUUAUGUCGAGCUCCAACCUUGAUACUCUGAGCAAUGAGAGCAGACCACCAUUCUCGAAGAUAGCAAUGCGGCCAAACUCCACUUUAAAGAUCUUUAGCUUUAACUUCUUCACUCGAAGAAGUCCAGAUCAUGUUGACGAGGCAAAGUUGCUCCCCCAAUUUCCAGAGAGUGGAGUUAGGUACCAUCAUAUUUGCAUUAGUGAGCUUCUCGCCGAUGACCGGGCAAGUGAGGAUGUACUUGCGGUUGCGGCUGCGGCCACGACGACAGCAAUAGUUGAUAGGUGGAGGCCAUCUCCUUCAAGAUCUGGUCACAAAGACGAACGACUGCAAUGUUGUCCUGCAGUGCAACGACGGCGGCGAUUAGCAAUGGCAACAGUUGCCACCAUUGCUGUAGAACUAUUGCUUCAGAGAUUUGAUGCUCUUUGGGAUGAAUUAAUGAGGAUGAAUCCAUGCAAAGAAAAGAAAAAGGUUCUUCAAACCAUUUAUUUCUUGAAUCAUUCUAAGGCUGGAGUAAUUAAGAAUGCUGUCCAUGGUCUCAAGGUUUUUGUGGCUGAGCACAAGGACUUAGAGGGGGUGGAGAAGGCUGUGCAUGCUGCACUUGCUCAGAAGUUGGCUGGAAACAGUAUAAAAGGAUGUACUGAACAAACAAGAACAGUGAUCAUCUUCUCCGCGCGCUCCAAACAUCAUUCACCACCACAAUCAUUCCCUUUUCCCAACCCACCGCCAUUGAUGGGUUGCUGCUUUACCACCGCCCACCAACCGCAGAACCCCGACUCCGACAACGACGAGCACCACCACGACGCCCCAGACACCAAUGUCAACCCGGCCGAAGACACCGAUGUCAACCCCGCCGAGGUGAUGGCCCUCUCAGAAGACGGAUGGAACAUCAUCACCGAACAACAUCAAGAGGGAACAGCGCCAUUCCGCCAGUACACUCUUCACGAGCUAAUGGCUGCGACGGAUGGAUUCUCCGGCCAGAACUUUGUCUCAAAAGGCGGCGGUGAAAUCCCGAACAACACUUACAGGGGCCGCCUUCCUGGGGGCCAGCGAAUCGCCGUCAAGAGGUUUACCUUGUUGGCCUGGCCUGAUGAAGCGCAGUUCAGGGAGAUGGCGAUUAGAGGGGGAAGGUUGAGACAUCGGAGGCUUGUGAACUUGAUUGGGUACUACUGCGAUGCUGAUGAGAGGCUUCUUGUGGCGGAGUUCAUGCCCAAUGUUUCACUCGCCACUCAUCUUUCCAACUCUAGAAAUAGGAACAAGGAGUGGUCUAUGCGCUUAAGAGUUGCAUACUAUAUAGCAGAAGCCUUGGAAUAUUGCAUCAAUGAAGCACGAACUCUAUAUUUUGAACUAAAUCCAAAUAAAGUUCUUUUUGAUGAGGUCGGCAGUCCUUGCCUUUCUUGUUUCGGUCUUGCGAAAAAUCACAGGAAAAGUAGAUGCUACCGCACUAACAUUUCUUACAUGCCUCCAGAGUGCGUAGUGGGAAUGGUCACUCCUGAAAGCAUGAUAUACAGCUUUGGCAUUAUUCUACAAGAUCUACUUAGCGGAAAGCAAAUUCCGCGAGAUGAGGCACUAGAGCUGGUAUUGGGUAAAAAAAUCUGUAUCAUUCUAGAUUCUCGUUUGUAUGUUGAAUAUUCCAUUGAAGAGGCAACUGUUUUGAUGAAACUUGCUUAUCAAUGUUUGGAACAUAAUCCUACGGACCGACCCACUAUAGGAGAUGUUAUUGCAACCCUUGCACAAGUUCAAAACAAUGCUGGGGGACCAUCUAAUGCAAUCCCAGGGACUGAGGGGCAAGAUGCAUAAAACCUUACUUUUUCUUAGCAGUCCAGAGCAAGACACACUUGACCGUUCUCCACACAAGCUGUACAAACAUCACUUUUCCACAUUUGCCAAAACCAAAUAUUGGAGUGAACUUUUGCAUCAGAAACACCUAUUCCUUACUCAUUGAUUUGUUGGUGUACAUAGAUAAGUGUGAA